Morone saxatilis (striped sea-bass) is the source of this 2521-nucleotide messenger RNA. Its product is annotated as zinc finger and SCAN domain-containing protein 21-like. The transcript has 3 exons. Gene Ontology annotation, molecular function: RNA polymerase II cis-regulatory region sequence-specific DNA binding; DNA-binding transcription factor activity, RNA polymerase II-specific. The record is from RefSeq and is a predicted model, not a curated record. NCBI's taxonomy places the organism in Eukaryota, Metazoa, Chordata, Actinopteri, Moronidae. The coding region runs from base 436 to 1527 and encodes 363 amino acids. Gene Ontology annotation, biological process: regulation of transcription by RNA polymerase II.
UGUGAUUCAGGUUCUGCUUCCGGGGGUUGCGAGUUGUUUUGUUACGCUUCGAGUAGUGCUUUGUAAUUUAGUUUCCUCAUUUCACCCUCUGUUUGCAAACCAUUAAGUUGACUGAAACUUAAUCAGUUCGUUGCUAACGAAGUAACCGCAUGGCGGGUUCGCUGAAAGUUUAAAGGGAAGGCGAUAACGGAGUUAGCUAAUGUGGCUAACGUAAGCUAGCGUUACAGUAUAUCCGCUAACUUCAGAUUGCAGGUACAGCAGAAGUGACAUUAAACACAUGUUUGAAAUAUGGUUGCUACGGAGCUAAUACCAAAUAAACACUCGUUUAAAGAUCACAUUAACGUUACCGUGGAAACGCUGACCCGAGGCUGUCAUUGCGAUAACGUACAGCAGCAUAGAUCAUAAAGGGGCAAACCACCGAGGAUUACCCUUGUGAUGUCUAAACUUGAACGUCUGAAUGCUCGUGUGGCCAAGCUGCUGACUGAAGCGGUGCAGGAGGUCCUCGGGGUGGUGAAGGAGACCGUGUCUGAGUACCAGGAGAAAACUGCCAGAACGCAGAGAGAGAACGAGAGUCUGAGGAGAAGACUGCAGGAGCUCCAGGACAAGAUAACAAGAGAAAGCAUAGUUCUUCUACCCGUAAGUAAUCCAUUACCUGAAGAACAUGAGGGCACACAGAAUCAGGAGCAGGAUUCGGCGCUCGCUUUGAGCUCAGAGCUUCCUCUCGUAGAGCAAAACAUCUGCCACGAACUCGACCGUGACGUGAAGCAGGAAUCGGACGAACAGGAGAACUACAACAACACUGAAUCACAAGCUGAGUGCGACUUGUUUCCAACAACAGAACACUGCCAAGCACAACCAGGGGAGGUGACACACAUUAUUGAGGAGGCUAAGACAGUCCACACGUCACACAGUGCAAACAGGGACAUCGGCGCGGUCUCUUCCAGCAAUGUGAGCACCUCUCACUCCGACUCCUCGCUCAGGGUAAACCUGGCUGAGGUCAAACUAGAGCCAGAGCCGACAUCUCUUCAAGAACAGUAUAGUGGAUGUGUGGAUUUAAGCUGCAACUCUUCUCGUCAAACCUCUGCUGAGACGCCCAGGCCGCAAGUUAGUGCUGAACCUUGUGGACUUGUGUUUGUGCACUCAAAUCACGCCAUACCUAGGAGGCAUGGAUUUGCAAAAAGCAACAGGGCUGCGUUCGACGGGAGGAAAAUCAGGAUGGAGCACUUCAGGAGAGACGACUCGCACUCGUGUGUGGUGUGUGGAAAGACGUUCAGCAGGGUCGGGAACUUGAGGAUCCACCAGCGAUGUCACACAGGAGAGAAGCCGUACGGCUGCGUACAGUGUGGGAGGCGUUUCAGUCAGGCAGGAGACCUAAAAAAACACAAGAGGGUCCACACGGGGGAGAAACCGUACUACUGCAACCAGUGCGGAAAGAGCUUCAGUCGGGGGGAGAAUCUGAAAAGACACCAGAAGAUUCACAUUGGAGAGAUUUUACAGUUACAGCAAGUUUGGAGGGAGCAGCAGUGAUUAUUAUAGACUCAAUGCAAAUCAGCAAACGUUGUGGCGAGUCUGCGGGGGUCAUUUUUGCCCUUAGUUUAAACAAUACUUGCAAGAAACUUUUGCUACAGAACGUAUUUAAAGGCUAGUGUCGUUCAACUCACUGGGCAUUGUUACAAGGAGUUUCUUGCUGUUCUUCGUCUUGUACGUAGCCAGUUGCUACUGACGCUGUCGUUUCGUCUGUCUGAUCAUGAUGGGACAGGCCCGUAGAAGGUCAUCACUGAACCAAAGAAAGCUUUACAGAUAGAGAUGCACUGAUGUAAAGGCAGAGCCAUUUUUAUUAGUACAAAGAGUUUUAUGUGCUCCAUUUUAUUCAGCAGCUCCAGCUGUCAAAAUCAUUUUAUUAAAAUGCAUAACAUUAUCAGUAAUGUGUCAUAAAAUCGAAGGAAAACUUUUAGACAUUUUCUUAUUCAUUAUUGGUGCAUCUCUACCUAACAACGUGAUAUUGACUAAACAGAUUUCUAUCCAGUGAGCCUAAAGAGCAGGUUAAAAUGUCCAGUGUGUAACAUUUAGGAGGAUCUAUUGGCAGAAGUGGAAUUUAACAUUUUAUUAUAUGUUGGUGUAUAAUCACCUGAAAAUAGUAACUGUUUUUGGUACCUUUCAGAGUAUUUUUUACCUAAAGAAGGAGGGGGUCGCUUGUCUGCAAUCUGCAACUACACCGCAAGAUGCCAAUCAAUCCUACACUCUGGACCUUUAAGCGUACUACAGUGUGUUAUAUAAUGUGACACUUCCUUUGGUGAUACAGAAUAAGUGCUCUCAUGUUAAAUAGGUUAAUGCUGAAGACAAUGAUUGAAACUUUUUAAACAUCUAAAAAGCAUGAUUGUCAUUAAAAUUGCCUGAUUUUCUAGACUGAUUGAAGCUUGCUGUAUGCUGGAUAUAUAUUUAUCGCAGAUUUAUUUUGUUAUUUAGGAUAGAAACCAAGAAAAGAGUGUUUGCACAAGAAUAAAUUAAUUUAUCACCACCA